UGCAGCAAUUGAGACAAGAUCAUGAUAAUGGGGAUAAUGGCAUGCACAAGAUGGAAAGGAAGGGAAUUUGAUAGAGAAAGUAGUAACAGGUUUUAGCAAGGGCCUAAAUGUGAGGGUUUUGACAUCAAGGUUUUGAGCUGGGAUGGUGACCGUUUGGUUGUGGUAUUGGUAAUAGAUGGGAUUGGUGAAGGGACAGCAUUUUGAUGCUUAUUUCGUUUCUGAAAAAAUUUCUUUAGGAUGAUUUUGUAAUUCCAUUGAGUACAAUGGUCCUGAGCCAGCAUCCACAGGGAGAGUGCAAUUCGAGGCCUACUGUCUUCCGAUCUGCGACUUUAAAAUGGAAAAAAUGGAAGGAGACACUACUGAGCAGAAAAAGGCCAUUUGUGGGGCGCUGUUGCUACAUGUGUACUCCUCAAAGCCGGGAUAAACUUUUCAAUGCUAGUAUUCCUUCUUUGGGCCUGCGCAAUGUCAUCUAUAUCAAUGAAACACACACAAGGUACAGAGGGUGGCUGGCAAGACGGCUCUGUUAUGUUCUUUUUGUGCAAGAACGAGAUGUGCAUAAGAGUAUGUUUGCCAGCAAUGUGACAGAAAAUGUGUUGAACAGCAGCAGAGUGCAGAAAGCCAUUGUAGAGGAGGCUUCUGUAUUAAGUGCUGCAGGUACUCAGCCAGACCUCAAGGCCAUCAGCAAAGUGAAGAAAAAAGCUAGAAGGAUUCUCCAAGAAAUGGUAGCAAACAUCUCACCUGCUUUGAUCAGGUUGACUGGUUGGGUGUUACUGAAAUUAUUUAACAGCUUCUUUUGGAACAUUCAGAUCCACAAAGGCCAAUUGGAGAUGGUCAAAGCAGCCACCAAGAUGAAUUUGCCUCUUAUCUUCUUGCCUGUUCACAAAUCUCACAUCGACUAUUUGCUCCUUACAUUUGUGCUUUUCUGCCAUAACAUCAAAGCACCGUACAUUGCUGCAGGGAAUAACCUCAACAUCCCCAUCUUCAGCACAUUGAUCCGCAAGCUGGGAGGCUUUUUCAUUCGGAGGAGGUUGGAUGAGAACCCUAAUGGACGUAAAGAUGUCCUUUAUAGAGCUUUGCUGUAUGUGCACAUAGAGGAGUUGCUUAGACAGCAGCAGUUCUUAGAGAUAUUCCUGGAAGGCACACGUUCUCGGAGUGGAAAAACAUCUUGUGCCAGAGCAGGUCUCUUAUCUGUGGUGGUAGAUGCUCUCUUCACAAAUGCCACCCCUGACAUACUAAUUAUACCUGUGGGAAUCUCCUAUGAUCGCAUCAUUGAAGGUCACUAUAACAAUGAACAGCUGGGGAAGCCUAAGAAGAACGAAAGUCUUUGGAGCGUAGCCAGAGGAGUCUUCAGAAUGCUGCGGAAGAAUUACGGAUGUGUCAGAGUAGACUUUGCACAACCAUUUUCCUUAAAAGAAUACCUAGACAGCCAAAGUCAAAAACCUAUGCCUGCCAUGCUAUCUUUGGAGCAAGCUCUGUUACCAGCUAUACUUCCUUCACGCCCUAAUGAUGUUGUGGAUGAAGGUACGGAGGUUGCACUGGGUGAUUCCAGGGAUUUAUCCAAUGAGCCCUUUAGAAGACAGUUGAUAGCCAACUUGGCUGAACAUAUAUUGUUCACUGCUAACAAGUCAUGUGCUGUGAUGUCAACACACAUAGUUGCCUGUUUGCUGCUCUACCGACACAGGAAGGGAAUUGACCUUUCCAAGCUGGUGGAAGACUUCUUCUCUAUGAAGGAGGAGGUCUUGGCCCGUGACUUUGACUUGGGAUUUUCAGGAAAUUCUGAAGAUGUUGUCAUGCAUGCCAUCCACCUGUUGGGGAACUGUGUAAAUAUCACAAACACCAGCCAAAACAAUGAGUUCUUCAUCACUCCCAGCACAGCUAUUCCUGCUGUCUUUGAACUCAACUUCUACAGCAAUGGUGUACUGCAUGUCUUCAUCAAAGAGGCCAUUAUUGCCUGCAGUCUUCAUGCAGUGCAGAGUAAAAGGUAUAGAAAUGGCAUCAAUGGCGUUUCUCCCAACCUGAUUAGCCAAGAACAACUGGUCCGCAAAGCUGCCAGCUUGUGCCACCUGCUUUCCAAUGAAGGUGCUAUAUCCUUGCCUUGUCAGAUGUUAUACCAAGUUUGCCAUGAGGCAGUCGAAAGGUUUAUACAAUAUGGCAUUCUUUUGGUGGCAGAGCAAGAUGAUCAGGAGGAUGUUAGCCCUAGCCUUACAGAGCAGCAGUGGAGUAAAAAGCUUCCUGAACCCUUGUCUUGGAGAAGUGAUGAGGAGGAUGAAGACAGUGACUUUGGAGAAGAACAGAGGGAUUGCUACCUGAAGGUGAACCAAUCCCAAGAACACCAGCAGUACAUCACCUUCCUGCAAAGGUUACUGGGGCCUUUACUCGAAGCCUACAGCUCAGCUGCCAUCUUUAUGCACAACUUCAGUGGUCCUGUGUCAGAAACCGAAUACCUUCAUAAGUUACACAAGUACCUAAUAACCAGGACAGAAAAGAGUGUUGCAGUGUAUGCUGAGAGUGCCACCUAUUGUCUUGUGAAAAAUGCAGUGAAGGUCUUUAAGGAUAUUGGGGUUUUCAAGGAGACAAAACAAAAGAGAGAGACUUUUUUGGAACUGAGCAGUACUUUCCUACCUCAGCGCAACCGGCAAAAACUACUGGAAUUCAUCCUGAGCUUCAUUGUACUGUAGACCACGUUUAGUACCUUUUGCCAGGGAGACGAAGACAGGUUCUGAGAUUUGUGUCAAUGCCUGAAGGCAUUUGCUAGUCCUUCAGAGUAUAAGGCCUUAUCUGACUUGAACCACUGGAAGACAGUGCCUUCUUAUGUAUGCAUUUAUGGAUUUCUGAUGGUCUCAAUCCUGUGAAAAUACAGCAGGUGACACUGUGGAUGCAAACGAUCAGUCAUGUUUGCAGUAAAAAAAAAAAUUUAAAAAAAAAUUAAAACUAGAUUUAAAAUGAAAACUGACAUUUUAUCAGUGUUACAUUUUACAUAAUUACUUUUAAAGACUAAUGACUGUGACAGGUGCACAAAUGCAGAUAGCUAGCCCUGAGAUCUUGAAUUUAGUGGAAAUACUGCUUAUGACAAAAAAAAAAAAGUAAAGUGAAAGCUGUUACUUCAGACAGGAAGGGGAUGACAAAUUUUCUGGUUUAUUGUUUAAAAUAAAUGGUUUAUAAAGAUAUGCAUGGACAAUGCAUACUUUAUGGGAAAAGCCAUAGUUUUUCAUAAUUGUUAGCAUCUAGAAUAAAUGCCAAAA
Mauremys mutica (yellowpond turtle) is the source of this 3242-nucleotide messenger RNA. RefSeq names its product glycerol-3-phosphate acyltransferase, mitochondrial (gene GPAM). Gene Ontology annotation, biological process: phospholipid biosynthetic process. The coding region runs from base 264 to 2678 and encodes 804 amino acids. The record is from RefSeq and is a predicted model, not a curated record. The transcript has 21 exons. Gene Ontology annotation, molecular function: glycerol-3-phosphate O-acyltransferase activity. NCBI's taxonomy places the organism in Eukaryota, Metazoa, Chordata, Testudines, Geoemydidae. Gene Ontology annotation, cellular component: plasma membrane; mitochondrial membrane.